AUGGCGGCGCAGGCUGCAGAGCGUGGUAGGAAGGCGCUGGCAGCCAGCAACCCAGAAUUGGCGAUAAAGGAAUAUACUACCGCUAUCAACGAGUCACCGACAUCUCCGGACUUCUAUAUUCAACGUUCGACAGCACACCUGCGAGCCAACCAACUCGAGGCCGCUCUCAGCGAUGCCGAGCAUGCUGUUCUCAAUGGCAUCAAGCGUGCUAAGAAGGAAGCCGUUACCGAAGCUCACCUUGCUCGUGGCAAGGCACUCUACAAGCUCGGUCGCAUCGCUGACGCUCAAUUCGUUCUUGAGAUCGUGAAGCGGCGAGAUGAGAAGAACAAGCAGGUCGACAUGUGGCUGAACAAGUGCUUGCUCGACAUCAAGAAACUUGCCGAGGAUGAUCCUAAGCGCACUGUAUCAGUGAGCGAAAUUCCAGAGCAGCCAUUAGCACAGUCUGGUGCUUCGACUUCCGGAACCACAUCUCAAACACAACCAGCCCCAUCAGCCACAUCUCAGCAAACUCCUGCUGGUAAGAUUCGCCACGAAUGGUACCAAAGCAUGGAUCGUGUCUUCAUAACUAUUCUUGCCAAAGGUAUAUCAAAGGACAAGGCAACUUGCGAAUUCUCCGAUCGGUCUGUGAGUGUCAACUUUCCGCUGGAAGCUCAUGGAUCUUCCUUCGAUUUCCACCUCGAACCUCUGUUUGGUGCCAUCAACACUGAGAAGAGCGAAAUGCGCGUGCUGCCAACCAAGGUCGAAGUCAACUUGAUGAAGGCGCAAUCAGGUGUGAAGUGGUCCAAACUCGAAUCAGACAAGCCACUUUCGACGACAGAGAAGGCCGAUACCCCGGUUGGCGAAGAUACUGCCAUGGCAGAUGCAGCAGUCAAGGAAGCAGUACUGAAUCCUACUCCUGCUCCAAAAGGACCGGCGUAUCCAACAUCAUCGAAGUCAGGACCCAAGAAUUGGGAUAAGAUUGGCGAAGCCGCGGAGGAAGAUAUCGGAGGUGAUGAAACCAAUUACUUCUUCAAGAGGCUUUACGCCGGUGCAUCACCAGAAGUCCAGCGUGCGAUGAUGAAGUCGUAUCAGGAAUCGAAUGGCACGGCACUCAGCACGAACUGGGAGGAAGUCUCCAAGGGCAGAGUCGAAACAGUACCUCCGGAUGGAAUGGAGGCGAAGCCGUAUCCUAAGUGA
Messenger RNA from Pseudocercospora fijiensis CIRAD86, 1176 nucleotides. RefSeq lists its product as uncharacterized. Gene Ontology annotation, biological process: protein stabilization. The transcript is spliced from 2 exons. NCBI's taxonomy places the organism in Eukaryota, Fungi, Ascomycota, Dothideomycetes, Mycosphaerellales, Mycosphaerellaceae. The coding region runs from base 1 to 1176 and encodes 391 amino acids. The record is from RefSeq and is a predicted model, not a curated record. Gene Ontology annotation, molecular function: protein-folding chaperone binding.